AUGUUAAGGAAGGAAAUCCUUGAAAUUAGGAGUUGGACUGUGACCGCUUUCUUGAUGUAUCCCAGAUUUCUGUGAUGGCUGGCAAAAAAUUCAAGGCAUAUCACAACUAGAAUUUUUUAUGUCUCACCAGGCCAGUGAAUUUCCCUGUAUUUGUUUGGCUUCAGUAGCCUCAGACUUAUCCCCAAUACAAAGACGGAAAUAUUACAAUAUCAAGAAAGCCAUUGUCAAGGUGGAUUCAAUAACAUUAAGAAAUCCUGAUUGACCCCAAUUUAUUUCUGAUUAUCCAUGGUGAUGGGUUGAUAAUCAGUGUGUUUUCCAGUUAGUUAGUAAAAUUUACAUGUAGUACAGUUACGAAAAGAACAAAAUUGUGGGAUUUCUUUGCAUAAAAACUAGAAACUCCAGAAGGUAGAUUUCAUGGUCAAUGUACUAUUAAUACGUGAAUUCAUAUAAAUCUUUAAUCACGUGUGAACGAGUUGCCUAAAGAUGUACAUGCUAGAUUGUUGACUUUCGUAACAAACUGAAGGUCCCUUCACAAAUAUUACUUAAAAUAACUGAACAUAACACUUUAUUUACACCAUUCACACAUUAUAUUUCUAGCACCUGCAUUAUUUGUCUUCAAAUAAAAUUUUAUGCGACAAUUUAGCCUUGCACAGUUUAUGAGUACAGUAAUGUGGAAAGAGGCUAGAAACGUGGAAUCGAGGGUACUGAUUUGAAUUUUCAAUUCAAUAUGGCAUCUUUAGGUAAUGUCGUAUUUUAUUGAUCAUCGCGUUCGUGAUCUCCUUGACACACAAAAAUUUUUUCAUAAGCCCUCCUCCUCCCCAUUCCUGCCUUUUCCUUGUUCUAUAGUUUGUAUUUUUCAGGCGGUUGAUUGCCCUCACCUUCGCCGGCAAUACAUGUUUAAUGAAAGUUUCAGUUUAUAUUUGUAUUGGAUUUUCAGAGUUUAAUAAACUGGCUAUAGAUGUGCAAAAUUUCACAUAGCCAUUUUUUUUCUAUCAUGUUGUUUGUAUUGCCUUUUCGAACAGAGCACAGCACAUAUUUCAUUCUGAGUAAGGUUUACCAUUUUGUGGGUAGAUUGAAGCGUAAAUAUUUUUUCUCUUACUGUUACUAUUUAUUAAUACUAAGUAGAGUGUAAAGAGGCCAAGUAAACUAUAAUCUUGCUGGCCCCUAGUUCUAAUUCUAUUUACUGCUAGUAGUUUCCAGUGGAAAGCGAAGUGCUGCGAGUAAAGCAUGACAUUUCAAAUAAUUUGCACCGGGAAUCUGCAUCAGUUACAGUUUAUUUUGAUUGUUCAUAUUUGACAUUAACUGUGUCAAAUAACUGUGCAUGUAAUGCUACACAACACAAAGGCAAACGAUAAAAACUGAACUUUGAACCAAAAUAAGUGUUUAUAUCAAGCUACAUUGUAUAAAAGUCCAUGAGAAUAAAUCAGCAUAUUAUUUGUCUGAAACCUGGCCACGAUAAAGUUAAGAGCACAUGAGCGCGUGGGUGAGUGAAAGAGUGAAUUUCCAAUCGAGUUCAUUAUUAAACUGGUUCAUAAAGCUUUGAUCAAAUCACUUUCAACCUUUUCUUCCAUUGUGUAUGAAACGUUUUACUACCAAGGGAAAACAAACCUUGUCACACUUUCUAGAAAAACUCUUAAUAACUAAAGCAAUUUAUCAAUUAAAUAAAUACAACAAAGCCUGGCUGAAUACAAAUUUAGCCAAAACACCGACUUUAUUUACCGUAGAGUUCCAGGAAUUGCUUGAAAUGUUCUGAAAAACGUAUUGCUCCAAUUCACAGGAAUUUUUCACCUUCACUUGUAUUCAUACUCUUCACUAGCACAAACGUGGCUUUCUAUACGAAACAGGAUUUCUUCCAGGCUUAAAGUUUUCCAUAUUAUGCUUUAUUUGACUGUGUUCAGAGUGACCUUUUGUUUUCUUUCUGAAUCGAUUGACUCCGAACGAAAGAGCCUCACUUUCAAAUGCCAUACUUGAAAUCGAGGCGUAUGCGGUGAUAUACGUACGUACAUAUUUACAUCCUAAUUAAUCUCAAAUGAAGCUGGCUUCCGGCACAGGCAACUGACGCUGGUCAUGUAUGUGACCUGAAUUAGUCUGCUGCAAAGCCUGGUGGCUUUGCAGCAACAGUAAUAAGCUUUUACUCUCUAUGUUAAAAAGAGUUUUGCUUUUUUAAUUUUUGAUUUUUGAGGAUAUCAUUUACAGGUGUAUAGAUCAAGGGCCGCCGUCUGCGACUCAGCGACAGAAAUUCCAUACUGCUGAUGCAAAAUCUGUCCGAAAUCCGGUCAGAAGCGCUAAUUGGUCAACGGAGUAGUUUCAUUGUUCUAGCUAUUGUUUAUGAAUGACAGACAAAAGGCAGCAAAGGUCAAAUGUAAACACGAUGAAUCUCUUACAAAACAGUCAAUAUUUGUGGAAUGUAGUCUUCUCUUGAAGAAGCAUUUGAGAGUUCUGCUGGAGCUCAUUUGCAGAUAAUCACAAGACUUUUCCAAAAUCGACCAAGAGAAACGUAAAAUUGAGCAAAUUUGCAUUUGGAACCCUAUGACUACCGGAUAUAUCAAGUAAACAUUGAUUUACAUCAUCAGUAUGGAAUUUCUGUCACUAAGUCGCAGAGACAUUCGUCCUCCCAAAACGUCCCUCAGCGGCGAUGAGCAAGGAGAAACGUCUGCCAUUCGCAGGCUACCCUGGCAGCAUAUGAUUUCCCUUUCAAUUAGUGGUAUUUUUGUAAGAUAAUUAUUAACAAAACAUACCUUAUUAUUUUGUUUUUUUAUCUCUUGAAUAUAAUAUUGUUGUUUGUAAUUACUUUAAUAUGAUUUGCAAUGACUGUUUGCAUGUAGAACUGUCAGGACAAUCACUGUAUCAGAGCCAGGAAGAAAAAUGGCAGGUUUAAUGAUGGAAGUACGUAAUGCACAUCAGAGACAUUACACAAGUAGAGUCCUUCCUGGUGUGGGCAUCUGUAUUGUAGUAAGUACAUUCUAUCUUAUUAUGUUUUCAAAUCAUGCUAAUUAAUGCGCUAGGAAAUGUUUACAAUGUGUGUGUAGUCCCAGAAAAUAGCCAUACCUCCCCACAGAGAGCAACUGAAAUUCUGAGGGGAGGGGGGGUCCAAAAGAUGGUGAUUUCCAAGGGGGUGGGGAUGCUUACAGUGGUUUUUUUUCCAGUGGGUCUGAGUAAGAUUGGUAAGUUAUUAAUAAAUUACAGCUUCUCAGUUGAGGAAGCUAUCAGUUAUUUUACUGUUUAUACCUUUGUUUCAAAACAAGUAUUAUUGUUUACAUUGAUCAUCUUUUACCUAUAAAAUUUACGGUUGGCUAAAUGAUUUUUUCACGGUGCGCUAUAGUUUUCUUAAAUACAAUAUUUAUUGUCAUCGGCUCAUGAACAAACUUCCAGUUAUCUAGUUGUUGCUUUAUUACACGUUUGAUUUAUUGUAAUUUGGUCAUGUGUUAAGCCUUCUUGUAACAUAUUCUAACUGAAAUGAAGUACUGAAAGUUCACGUGGUGUUUAGUUUGAAAGUAACUGGUUCUUUUGCAGAUGACAUUAUUCGUGUAGUCAGUAGCAUAAUUAACCCAUUCGCUCCUGAAGAUUUUGCCGAAAAACGCGUUUUGAAGCUAGUCGAGUGGUUUUCUGGUCAUUGUCGUGCUAUAAAGAGCUAAAACUUACCACAAACCGGUUUACAGGUCGUACACUUGGCGGCCUUCUGAUCCAGAUGCAAAAUAUCAGCUUGCGAAGUUCGGGCAUGCGCAGAAAGCAAAAUUUCGCAUAGUUUUUGGGUUUAAAAGUGACACAGCAGUCUUGACUUUUACUUUUUGCUUUCUCUCCUCCCUUCUUUUUCCGCUUUUCUUGCCUCAUUUUUUUUUUCUCUUGCUGGGCAUUUAGUAGGCUUCAUUUUGGUGGGAAGAGUUUUUAGGAAAGCUUUUAGGAUCUUAGGAUUAGGUGAAAGGAAAGGUAGGUGGGUAAUGGAACAAGAUUUUCAUGGAGAUUUUCAGGUCCUUGUCACGUGGUUUUUUGCUUCUUUCUCCGAUGUCCUUGACUGAAUUGUGCUCAUUCUGGUAUGGUUUGAAAGAUCUCUUCACUCUGCACAAGUUAGCGAAGAAAGUUGUCCUUGACCGUUAAAACUGAUGACGUCACAAAGGGUAGAAAGGACCUGGAUCCGCACGGGCGGUUACGGGCGGUUCAGGGGCGAAUGGGUUAAGGUAUCACCUCUAUGGUUAAUUGUUAGCUAAGAACGUCCUUGAGAUCAUUAGACACCGUAUACGUAUUAACAUAUUAAAUAAAAGAUUUUUUCUCAUUUUAUCUCAGAAAAAAUUAUCUUUUGCAUAAUAAUAUAGUGUGGUGGAGGGUGGGGAGGGGGGAAGUGUAUGACAAGCACCUUCUGGAAUUUGUGGAAAUUCGAUACAGUUUACAGUGUUUUGAUACAGUUUUUCUGAUUCCAUACCAAUGUUUUUCAUUGUUUUGAAAGUGAUUUUAUCCUUGUCUGAUUGCUAUAAAAUUUUCUCUACUGAUUGAUUUUGGAUUGAAGUUUGUCAAAAAGUGGUUUUAAGUAAAAUCGGUAUCACUUUGAAAAAAAGGGAAGAAACAAGACUGAAAUAAAAUUAAUAUCCAAAUUGAUGGAAAUGAGAAGUGAAUGACAUUGGUGCAAUCACUGCACUAUAUAAUGACGUCACAAUCUUUUUCUUUUCUUUUUUUUUCGAGUGAAAAGGAUGCACUUUAAUAUAAUGCUAUUGUAGCAUGUAAAAUACUGUAUGGAACCUACCUUGCCACACAACCAAAUGUAACAAUAAUAUUAAGAGACAAUUUUUGGUUUGGUGGUUUGUGCUCAUGGUGGUGUGCUUUACAGCUUAGAAAUUCUGCCACAGGCUUGUGAAAAAUCACAAACAAACUUGAUUUUCUCUUCAGUAUGUUAAUGGUUUUGGAGUGUUACUCAGUUGUGUUAUGUUUCAUUGCUGUCUGACUAAGACAGAGCUAUGGAUCCGAUUUCAGUGAUUAGUUUAAUUUUGUUAAAGUUAUUGUGAUUAAUGCAGUACUAAAGUAAAAAUCUGCACUUACGUACAUUUUUUGGAGUCUGCCAAAAAGGUUCUUGUAUUUUUGGGUCCUUCUAGUUUGAUAAUUUGUUACUUCAUAGGCUAUGAGUCUUUGACUAGUUCUUAAUCAUGUUCGUAAAUUUGGUGAAGCAGAUGCAACUGUAUAGUCAUUGACUACCACAAAACUUGGGAUUGGUUCUUACUUAAAUUUAUACAAUACACUGUAUUUGUUUAUAACUGUAUUUUGAUAAGCCUAAAUAAACUGAUUGCAGAAUGUCAAUGUACAUCAUUGACAUAGCCAACAUUGCAUCAAUUACGAUGCAGAGAAGACCAUCGCAGCGAUACACAACUUAUUGCAAAAUGAGGCCUAAAUAAAUGAAUGUAUGAAUUUCAUAUAUAUUUAAACUGUGGGAUGAAGAAAUAGAUGCAAAGUAGGUAGAUCAUCACAGUUGCAGUGUAGAAAUGCAAUUUAUGCAGUUGUGAAAAGGAAGCUUGAAAAAAUCUAGCAGGAUUCGAACCCUGACCUCUUCAAUACACUCUCAGCACCCAAGUCCAAUUGAGCCAGCAAACCAACAGAGAUGCCAAUUCUUUUGUGCAUAAUGGAACUAUUCACCUGUGCUGUGUUAACACAAGAAUUUAUUAAUUAAAAAGUAAAUAAAACAAAUAGAAUGGAUAAAAUUUAGAUUUACGUAACCUUCAAAAUGUAAUUGAAACAGUUAGUACAGGUAUUGAGAAUGCCAUAUGAGGAACAGCACUUUAAAUUUAUAUUAUUUUUCAUCUUUUCACAGGUUUUAGGCAUUUUCAUGUUUGCAUCAGGUAUUGCAGUCCUUGUUAAUCAGAAAGACCAUGCUGCUCUUUCCUCUGUGCCAUUUCAAUCAGCAGCUGUUGUCAUUCUUAUUGCUGGAAUUUUGAGCAUUAUUGCUGGAAGUGUUGAAGUCAUUGCAAUGAAAUGUAGAGAAUGCCCACCGGCAGAAGCAAAGAAAUAUUUAUUAAUAGUAAGUAACUGGGAAGCAUCUUGUUGGUUUGUGAAGUUGAGGAUAAGCAUUCCAUCCCAAAUUGUGAACAAUAUCUAAAUAGAAAUUUUUGUUUACAUAGUAGUACAGUUGAACUGCCAUGUGCUACCUCCUGUUAUAAGGGUACUCCUUUUGUAAGCAAGUUUGGUUCCAAAGAAGGCAAAUUUUACCAGUCAAAUCACUAUUGUUGGAACCACUUAUAAAUGACCACCUCUAGUAAGCAACUGUAGCCACUUUUAGGGAGUGAGGUUUCCAUUGCCUGUUCCGAACCCUUAGUUAGCCAGGACGUGCAAAAAUGUUCUCAGGAGAGAGCAUCUGACUGCAUUGUAAAUAAUUGGUAUUUCAAUGGUUUGUCACCUCCUAGACUAGGAACAGUCUCAUAUUUUUGUAGUCCCUUGAGCGAAACGUGCGAGAAGCAUAAGACGCUUGCAUGCGUGUGCACCCUCCUUACUAAAUCAGUAGAAAAAGAGAGACUUCUUGCAGGCUAGUCCCCUCCAAUCAAACAUAACUUGUAAAGGAUCACCAAACAUAAUCAUUUAAUGCUAACGGUUUUUUUAAAGAAAUUCUAGUUGUUGAUACAGCUGAAGUUCUGUCUUGACUACAUAGAGAGCGGCUUUUUCAUUGAUUUUAAGUCUUACCCCUGUACACACUCCUCCAUGGCCAUCUAUGUUUCUUGUAAAGGCACAUUCUGGGUUAGGGUUAGGGUGAAGUUUAAAGUGGCCAAUUUGACUAUGGUUGACCUAACAGAUUGGAAAUAAAUGCAAGUCUAGUGUCCAUUUUCAACAGAAUUUAACUGACAUUUACAUGAUUGUACUUCUUAUUGGCAUCAUCCCAGUAAACAGCUUGCCCCUUAUUGGAAGUGUUUGUCACUUUUUGAAGUUACACCAGAUGAUGCAUUUUGAUUUAUCAGUAAUCUACCAAGAGCUUUGAAAGUAGUAAUACUGCUUUACAUGUACUAGAAAAUUUCUGUGAAUGAUUUGAAUUGAAAAAUAAUGUUAUUGUACCUGUAUCUGUAUUUUAUAAAAAUUUUCUUUUUUCCUACAGUUUUUGAUUGUUCUUUUACUUUCUGCCCUGCUUGCCUUUGUGGCUGGAAUUAUGGCUUUUGUUUAUACCGGACAGGUAUGUCUUUAUCCUUUUUUUUAAAAAAAUUGUUUUUUUAUGUAUUGUCAAACCAGAAAGUUAAGUUUUUCCUUUCAAGGCACAAGACAAUGUUUUUACUUCAUACCAAAACUUUACAAUAAUUAUUAAAAUUAUUACUUAAUUACAAUUAUUAUUUUAUUGUGCAUUAUUGUCAUUAAUGCUGUUGAAUUAUUUGCACUCUCUGUUAGUUGCUCCCUAUCUAUUUCUAGAUACACUGGAGCAAAAGAGAAUGCCCAGGACUGCAGGCUUGUCACCUGUCUUACAACAGGGUUGUUUGAGCCAGUUAAAAAUUAAAGUUUUGGAGUUAGAGUUAUAAAAACUGCAGCUGUCUCUUUUUUUAGGUGGGAAAUAAAAUGGAGGAUGACUUAACAGUUCACCUAAAGCAGUAUGGUGUGACAGGUCAUUAUGGAUCCCUUGUGGGUGUAAACAGAGUACAAUCAAAGGUGCGAAGAAUUACCAUUGUAGUGAUAGACGUCUUUAAUCAGCCCAUUCCGAAGGCACCUCCUAUUAAACUUUCCUUCCCUCACUAUAGCUAAUACACAUUGUUCUCAACAUAGAACCAAUGUUGUGGAGUCAUCAACUACGCUGAUUGGCGGAAUACUACAUAUGGUGGUCAUCGAUAUGACAAAGUACCAGACAGUUGUUGUACUGAUCAAGUGCAUGCCUGUGGAUUUGAAUUUGAACUUAGCAAGAUUAAUCGUAGGGUAAGUUCGCUUGGUCAAUAGGGUGAGUAUUUAGCCUAUUGCAUGAUGAUAAGUAUGAUAUGAACUCGUCCGCCUCUUUCAUCAUAUAGAGUAAAAAGUAUACAUAAUACUUCAUGGAAGGUGCUUGCGUACGGCAUUUAACGCACGAGUUGUUGAUGUGUCAGAAAUCGGAUGAGGGUUUCCAUUUGACUUCCCACAUUGCAUUAUUCUCAACCUGUUUGUCACCUUUUAUCCUUCAACAGGGCUGUCUCAAAUUGGUAAGGCGUUCCGCUUCCAAUCAUCUUAAAUUGGUUGGCAUAGGAGGAAUACUCGUGGCUAUAAUCCAGGUUUGUUGUUUUUAAUCAUAUAUUGAUGUAUUUACUUUUUAUUUUUCGUGUGCAUCAUUCCUUUCUGGUUGGAUUUAAUAAUGUUUUGCUUUUUUCCUGCAGUUUGGAUUGGCUGCCGCUGUUCAAUAUAUAAGGAGGAAAAAGUUGGGCUGAGAUAACUUAAGAUACACCAUUUCUGUUUACAGGUAUGGGUAAUUUACCCAUACCUACAAUAGAAAGACCUUCCUUUACCCACGAGAAUUAGGGCUUUGCUACCGGGAGAACAAUGAUGUCAUAACCACUUCUGGUCGCACGUUGUAUAAGUUUUUACUGGUUUCAAAAAUGUUCGCUCACUCGCUGACAAGUGGCCCUCUUCUCCCUUCCCAUCAUCCUCUGCUUCCGCCGUACGCGGUACGCGCGAAGAUGACUGGGGACAAGUGAGGCCCACCCGUACCUGUAGGCAAAAAAAGUGUAUCUUCAAUUAGUGUCCUUAUGACGCAUAGCCACCCAUGGUGGGUGACUGCUUAUAUUUUCAAUGACGUUUUUCGUGUUUUAAUGAUGAGGAAAGUGCAAAAUAUAGGUUUAAGUUGCACAAAGGAUCGAUAGUAGUUGUCAUUGCCGCUUUUUGAAGAUUAAGUAAAAAAGGUGACUACGCACGAGGAAAAGAGCAUGAUCAAGACUUUUAAGGAGGGAUGUUAUCAAGUAAUUUUUGUUCGACAACUGCCGUCGUCCUUCUGUCAUUUUUGUGCCUGUGAAAUGUCCCCGGGGUGGAGGCAUUUGAUCACCUGAAUGGACCCUAGUGUGGGGCAUUUGAACGGCAUUUUGGCCCGGGUAGGGGGGAAUUUGAACAAUAAUUUUCAAAAAGUCAAAUGCCCGGGGGAUUGCCCGGGGGGGGGGGCAUGUUGAAGCUUCGAUUUGACUGAUACAUAAUAACCGUUUACUUCAACUUGAGUAACUUGGUUAGUUAUAUGCUUAAUAGGAUUCACAUGAAUUUCCUGUUUCGAAAAUUCGCUAGAGUAAACAAGAAUUAACACUUAAUGACUGGUCCCCAGGGAAACAGUUAAUUUUGUUUCCCGAGAAUCUCAAUGUUAAGUUUGUUAUAUAGCUGGAAGUUUUCUGUUACCCUCUGACGUCAUAGAUUUUGCUAUGUUGCCCGCUCAGAGAUUUUGGCGCGAAACAGUUCAUUGUUAGAUGUCAUGUGACUUUGAAGUAACCAGUGGGAGCGCGCGCUAGCUUAUCGUUCCCGUUAUCGUUACCUUUACCAUCAUCAUCAUUAUUAUUAUUAUUAUUAUUAUUAUUAUUAUUAUUACUUUUUCUAUCCAUUGGUAUCCUUAUCGUCCUCAUCUUCAUGACCGUUACUUUAAUUACCUUUCUUUACGUACAUAUAUAUCUUCGUAAAACGUUAAAAAUAGGUAUCUUCUGUCGUUUAUUUAUUUACGGCCACCAAUCAGUUAUUAAUAAUCAUUUGGUCAACUAGCAUUCUUUUAUCCCUCUUCACUGUCUCGAAACUUUCCUG
This is a messenger RNA of Porites lobata, 9681 nucleotides long. NCBI's taxonomy places the organism in Eukaryota, Metazoa, Cnidaria, Anthozoa, Scleractinia, Poritidae. The record is from the annotation of a GenBank genome assembly.